Molecule: messenger RNA, 1098 nt
Organism: Trichophyton rubrum CBS 118892
Lineage: Eukaryota; Fungi; Ascomycota; Eurotiomycetes; Onygenales; Arthrodermataceae
Exons: 3
Coding region: 1-1098 (365 amino acids)
Biological process (GO): proteolysis
Molecular function (GO): metalloendopeptidase activity
Source: RefSeq, a predicted model, not a curated record
AUGCAAUUAGUUGCUGUACUUGCUGCUCUGGGUGCCCUGGUGGCCCCAGCUGUGGCUUAUCCCCAUGCUCCCAUGAACGAGACUCUCGUCGAUGUCCAGCUUAUUGCUGUUGGAAACACAAUGGUCAAAGCUACCAUCACAAACAAGGGUGACUCCGUGUUGAACAUGCUCAAGUUCAACACCAUCAUGGACGAGAAUCCUACCCGCAAAGUCAUGGUUUUCCAGGACGGUGCCGAGGUUCCCUUCACUGGAAUGAUGCCACGAUACCUCAUGAGCGACCUCACCGAGGAGUUCUUUACCACCCUUGCUCCCCAGGCAAGCGUUGAGCAUUCCUUCGAUAUCGCUACCACCCACGAUCUCAGCGCCGGUGGAAGAUAUGUUAUCAGUGCCAGCGGCGCCAUUCCAACUGCCGAGGAGUAUAGCACCACCAUCACUUCCACUGCUCUGUACGAGUCCAACGAGCUCCAUAUGGAGAUUGAUGGGACCGAAGCUGCCGCUGUCGAGCAGGCGAUGAAGUUCACCCCUGAGAUGCAGUCUAUUCACGCCCGAGCUUUGCAGAAGCGCACCAGGAUCGUUGGCGGGUCUUGCAACCAGAACACUCUCCGUGCCACUCAGAAUGCCCUUGGAAACUCUGCCCGUCUUGCCCAAGCUGCCUCUCGUGCUGCCUCACAGAAUGCUGCCAAAUUCCAGGAGUACUUCCGCACCAACGAUGCUAACGCUAAGCAGAGAGUAAUUGCCCGCCUCAACUCUGUUGCCCGCGAAUCUAGCUCUGCUAACGGCGGCUCUACAACAUACUACUGCUCUGAUACCAUGGGUGGCUGCAAACCCCGUGUCCUUGCCUACACCCUGCCAUCACGCAACCUUGUUGUCAACUGCCCAAUCUACUAUAACUUACCCCCGCUCACAAGGCAGUGCCAUGCUCAGGAUCAGGCCACCACGACCCUCCAUGAGUUCACUCACAACCCAGCCGUUGCGAGCCCACACUGCCAGGAUUACGCCUAUGGCUACCAGCAGUGUAUCUCCCUCCCAGCUGCCAGGGCCGUCCAGAACGCCGAUAACUACGCCCUAUUUGCCAACGCUAUUUACGUCAACUGCUAA